AUGAUGUAAAAGACUCCCCCGUCUGUGGCGGCGGCUGGUUGAUGGGUCCGGAAAUCUCUUGAAGGUGAAUCCAAGCAAGAUAAACGGUGCGGAGAGGAGGCGCGGGGCUGGGCUCAGAGCGGCGGCGGCAGCGGCGGCGGCUCCACUCCCUCCGCGCCCACCCUCCCACCAUGCGGGGCCGCGGCCCAUGGUGAGCCCCAGCAGCCAGCACCAUCGGCUGGAGACGAAGAAGAAGAAGAAGAGGAGGCGGCGAGCGCGGGGGAAGGCGAAAAAGAAAAAGAAGGGGAGAGGACCGCCAGCAGCACCGGGACCGACGCGCGCACCAGCCCCGGAGCCCGGCUCGGGCGCGUCUGCGGCGCCGCCCGACUCCCGAGCCGAGGCGGCGGCGGCCGGCGGGGCGGGCCGGGGCUGCGCGCCGGCGCCGGACGAUGGAGCGCGGGCUGCACCUCGGCGCGGCCGCCGCGGGCGAAGACGACCUUUUCCUGCACAAGAGUCUGAGCGCCUCCACCGCCAAGCGCUUGGAGGCGGCUUUCCGCUCCACGCCCCCGGGCAUGGACCUGUCCCUGCCGCCGCCGCCCCGGGAGCGCCCGGCGUCGUCCUCCUCGUCGCCCCUGGGCUGCUUCGAGCCGGCUGACCCCGAGGGGGCAGGGCUGCUGCUGCCGCCGCCUGGGGGAGGCGGCGGCGGCGGCGGCGGCGGCGGCGGGGUGGGCGUCCCCGGGCUGCUCGUGGGCUCUGCCGGCGUGGGGGGCGACCCUAGCCUGAGCAGCCUGCCGGCUGGGGCCGCCCUGUGCCUCAAAUACGGCGAGAGCGCGAGCCGGGGCUCGGUGGCCGAGAGCAGCGGCGGCGAGCAGAGCCCCGACGACGACAGCGACGGCCGCUGCGAGCUGGUGCUGCGGGCAGGAGGGGCCGACCCGCGGGCCUCCCCGGGCGCGGGAGGUGGCGGCGCCAAGGCGGCCGAGGGCUGCUCCAACGCCCACCUCCACGGCGGCGCCGGCGCCCCCCCGGGGGUUCCUGGCGGCGGCAGCGGCGGGGGUAGCAGCAGCGGGGGCGGCGGGGGCGGCGGCAGCAGCAGCAAGAAAUCCAAAGAGCAAAAGGCGCUGCGGCUCAACAUCAACGCCCGGGAGCGCCGGCGGAUGCACGACCUGAACGACGCGCUGGACGAGCUGCGCGCGGUGAUCCCUUACGCGCACAGCCCCUCGGUGCGGAAGCUCUCCAAGAUCGCCACGCUGCUGCUCGCCAAGAACUACAUCCUCAUGCAGGCGCAGGCCCUGGAGGAGAUGCGGCGCCUAGUCGCCUACCUCAACCAGGGCCAGGCCAUCUCGGCCGCCUCGCUGCCAAGCUCCGCGGCCGCGGCGGCGGCGGCCGCUGCCCUGCACCCGGCGCUUGGCGCCUACGAGCAGGCUGCCGGCUACCCGUUCAGCGCCGGGCUGCCCCCGGCCGCCUCCUGCCCGGAGAAGUGCGCCCUGUUCAACAGCGUCUCCUCCAGCCUCUGCAAACAGUGCACGGAGAAGCCUUAA
Equus quagga is the source of this 1517-nucleotide messenger RNA. It is a transcript of the gene BHLHE22, whose product is annotated as basic helix-loop-helix family member e22. NCBI's taxonomy places the organism in Eukaryota, Metazoa, Chordata, Mammalia, Perissodactyla, Equidae. Gene Ontology annotation, molecular function: protein dimerization activity. The coding region runs from base 429 to 1517 and encodes 362 amino acids. The record is from RefSeq and is a predicted model, not a curated record. The transcript has a single exon.